AUGCUUAAGCAGUUGACAAUCAAUUUAUCAUUGGUGGAGGCAUUAGAGCAAAUGCCUGGGUAUGCAAGGUUUAUGAAAGAUCUUGUUAUGAAGAAGCAGACAGUUAGUUUUGAGUCAGCGAACAAUCUCCAUCAUUGUGGCGCUAUUUCCACAAAGUCGUUGGUGCAGAAAAAGGCAGACCCAAGAGCAUUUACCAUCUCGUGCACUAUUGGGCCUCUUGAUUUUACAAAAGCUCUAUGUGAUUUGGCAGCCAGUAUAAAAUUAAUGCCACUUGCUGUGUAUAAUAAAUUAGGUUCGGGGGAUCCAACUCCUACAAACAUGAGAUUAGUUAUGGCGGACAGAUCUAUGAGGUGGCCGUGCGGAUUCUAUAUGAUGUAUUAG
Messenger RNA from Capsicum annuum, 381 nucleotides. RefSeq lists its product as uncharacterized. The record is from RefSeq and is a predicted model, not a curated record. NCBI's taxonomy places the organism in Eukaryota, Viridiplantae, Streptophyta, Magnoliopsida, Solanales, Solanaceae. The coding region runs from base 1 to 381 and encodes 126 amino acids. The transcript has a single exon.